AUGACGGAAGCACUCAUAGACAGUCAAACUAGCGCCAAUGAUGCUACCACCACCAAAAUACGGCAGAUUCAGGUCAUUUUGUUGCGACACGGCGAACGAGAGGAUGAAGCAGAGGCGUAUGAUAAGAGUCAAAAGACACAGCAAGAACGAGUUGAUCCAGCCCUAACUGUGCUUGGACACCAACAAUCCCUUGGGGCUUGGAGAAAUAUUCUGGCCUAUGUCCCAAAUGAUAAACCAGUCAUGAUUGCAUGCAGUCCCUUGCGAAGAUGCAUCGGGACGGCACUGAUGGUGGCUGCCGCUGCGUUGACUUCCAAUCCUGAAGAGAAGGUUCCUAAAAUCGUGUUACCUACCGACGAUGUCAACGAUCAGCAGGAUACGGCUGAGGGUGCUGAAAAAACUAUUCCGGUGUUGGUCAUGAAUGGAUUGGGAGACUGCGCCGCUCAAAUGCGUCAUAUGGGAGGCAUCGGGAAGGUUGUCAAAGCUGGUUGGCUGGCAUGUGCUGCAUCACCUGUCAAUGAUUGUUGUCGUAUUGAUACAAAAAUAGCAGACACGGCAGCGACGCCUGUUACAACAACACCCCUACAAAACUCACUACGGAGGAUUGCCAAAAAGGGGGGGCACUUGCAAACCAGAUGGGGUGAUACAAUCGUCACGCAAAGCUGCAAACUUCAAUUGUGGAGAGAAUCUAAAUAUCACUCGUCCGAAUCCAUUCCUACCUCGGAUUUGUCGAUAAUGACAGAACCGCGGACCAUACAAGAACACGAAGAUGCGGGUGCUGGUUCGACAAGCAGUCGUUUGGAUGAUCCCGUUCCAAUGCCCAGAAAUGCUCCGUCUGCUGAGGAACAAUUUGAACAGACUUUGGAACGUGCCGUUCUGUUAACCGCACAUGCUGGAUUGGAAACUUGCAUUUUGGUCACCCACCGAGAAGCCAUUCGAUGGAUCGAAGAACACCGAGUGGUGGGGGAAGAGAGCCCAGAAGCAACGGGAGAGGAUGGCGAACAACAGAAAGAUAAAUUGAAUCUCUCGGCAAUCAGGAGCACCACGAGAACGUAUUGUUGUGUUGCUGACUACAAGGUGUCGCUGGAUUUGACGGAUUCCGAGAAACCUCAAUUUCUGAGCUGGGAAACUCAGAAAAUUGUCCCAUGGUCAGCAUUGCACCGAGACCAAGAAUAG
Molecule: messenger RNA, 1173 nt
Organism: Cylindrotheca closterium
Lineage: Eukaryota; Bacillariophyta; Bacillariophyceae; Bacillariales; Bacillariaceae
Source: the annotation of a GenBank genome assembly